AUGGCCAAUCAACCCGCAACCUCGGUCACCCUCGGCCAACACUUCUCUAAAAAAAACGUGGGUAGGAGGACCGACAAGUGCCAAGUGUCGCCGCUGGUGGGAUACGCGUUGUACCAACCUUGUCUCUCUUGGGCUCGGGAGAUUCGAAAGCAACAGGGUAUAACAGAAGCUUAUCUCAGCCACAAGUCCUUCACGCUGCUUGAGUCGGGCAACGACACGCCUGCUCAGUCUCAAGGCGUGAGACCCAUGAACGACGACUCAGAGCCAGAAUGCUAUACAGACACCACUACCUCUACUACUAAGCCAGAAAAGUUUCAUGUCGACACUGAGAGCCUGAAGCUCGUGUUGAAACCAGAUUUGGCACAGUGCUGGGAAGACAUGGCUUCUCGAGACCAAAUCGGCUCUCUCCACAAAGGAACAGCAGGCGGCCAGGACACCGCGAGCUGUGAUCUUGGAAUUUGA
Molecule: messenger RNA, 462 nt
Organism: Parastagonospora nodorum SN15
Lineage: Eukaryota; Fungi; Ascomycota; Dothideomycetes; Pleosporales; Phaeosphaeriaceae
Exons: 2
Coding region: 1-462 (153 amino acids)
Source: RefSeq, a predicted model, not a curated record